Messenger RNA from Xylaria bambusicola, 1310 nucleotides. RefSeq lists its product as uncharacterized. NCBI's taxonomy places the organism in Eukaryota, Fungi, Ascomycota, Sordariomycetes, Xylariales, Xylariaceae. The record is from RefSeq and is a predicted model, not a curated record. Bases 178 to 1266 code for a protein of 362 amino acids. Gene Ontology annotation, cellular component: Golgi apparatus. The transcript has 3 exons.
CCGGCUGGAGACAACGCCGGAUUCCACCAGAUCUCUUCCUCACAAUCCUCCUACCCACCAUAUUCCGUCGACCAGUAUCCUCCUCAGCCCGAGUACGAUCAGCAGCCAUACGCACAGUACCCUCAAUACCAGACCUCUCCGUCACAACCCCAGUAUCUCAAUAGCGCCAACCCUCCGAUGGCGCCUGCUACCGUCAGUCGGCUUACGGUGUUCAGAAAGGGCACCAUUGAGAUUUUCAAGAGGAGAUGGUCGCGAUGGUUCUUCCUGACCAUUAUUUUACAAGCCAUCAUCUGCAUUGUCUUUGAAGCAUAUACCUUCGCCCAAUUUACAGAUGGGUUGAUGGAUACCGAAGCUCCAGUGUUCAAGAACGACCCCGACGUGCAGUCUCAGCUGAAGACAAUUCCUACUUUCCUUGGUCUCUUCAUUUUCGGCUUCGUGUACGACGUUGUUCUCGUUUGGGAUGCUCUUAUUGCGAAGAAUACCAUUCAAAUUAUCGGAGUGUGCAUUGCGAACCUUGCUUUGCUCGUUUACGGCGCACUUCAAAUCGACCAGAUCCACGAGGCCAUCGUCAUUCUUAUGACAAAGAAUGUUUUCUGGAACUUGGACGUCUGGACUGAGACUCGAGCUGAGCUGAUUGCUAUCCCGGCAAUCAUAGGACUUCUUACACUUGUUUUAGGCUUUAUUGCUUGGAAACUGUAUCAGGAGUUUGCCUGGGAUAUCCUGAAGCAAAUAGGAGCUGACUACAGGAUGAAGAAGCGAUUCUUGCAUUACCAGAUUUACAUCGCUCUCCUGAAGUUCGAUUUCUUCUUUUUCGUCGGCUUCACAAUCCAAUUCCUUGUGGUAGUUGGUGGUAGGUCGGAGGUCGAAUUUGGCUUGACUGCUGCUGCCAUACCUGUUACCAUCGCAAUCCUUCUCUGUGCAGCAUGGUCCACGCGUCGUGAGUGGAAAGUCGGCAUGUGGAUUGUUGGAAUUCUCUAUCUUGGAGGCUUGACUUACUUCAUCUACAAGCUUGCGCGCAUCUACACUCCUUCUCAGGCGCAGUACUAUAUGCCGGUUCGAAAGUCCUUGACUGCAUUUGCAGUUCUUACCAUUAUCCUUAUCAUCUUGACAAUCAUCAAUGCAUUAGUUUGCUUGUUCAAUUUCGGCCACGGCCUCAAGCAACACCUUCUCAAGUCGCCACGACAAGAAAUGGACAAGGAUCAAGUUAGUUACUCGAUGCACGACGUCAAGCAGUCGCAGUUGCCCAGCCGGAUGACUAUUGAUUGAGUCAUCUCGUUUCAGGCUGGCCUUGAUCAAAUUUAGAUGUACAA